Molecule: messenger RNA, 932 nt
Organism: Brassica napus (rape)
Lineage: Eukaryota; Viridiplantae; Streptophyta; Magnoliopsida; Brassicales; Brassicaceae
Product: myosin IB heavy chain
Exons: 4
Coding region: 101-721 (206 amino acids)
Cellular component (GO): myosin complex
Molecular function (GO): cytoskeletal motor activity
Source: RefSeq, a predicted model, not a curated record
AAUCAUUAGAAGCCACGUCUUCUCUCUCUCUAUCUCUCCCACUUGCGAGAUUAGACGAAUCUGAGAAAAUCAAAUCAAACCGGUUCCGAGUCAUCGAGAAAUGGACCGGCUCAAGGAUCAAAGACGGCCGAGGUACGACGGCGAAGAGCCUCCGCCACCUGAAUUUGACGACGGAGAUGAAGAAGGAGGGACGCCGGGGCCUUUCGCGGGAGGCAAAAUCAGGAGGAAAGCGUCUCGUUACAGAGAGCACCGUGGCGACUACCUUCACGUCUCCACUCGUCCUGGGCUGAUGAGGAUCCUCGAGAAACAAGGUGACACGUCGAUACGAUUCGCUGAUAAGGUGUUGAAGUUCACAGGGACGGGGAAGAUGAAGAGGCGAAUCUUCAUCCUGACGGACUUUGCGAUCUACCUGAUUGAUCCCGAGAGUGAAGCUAUGACGCGGAGGAUAGGUUUGGCAGCGGUGGAGAAAGUGUGUUUGAGCAAGUUGAGCGAUAACUUCUUCGCUGUGAUUAUCCCCACCGAGUAUGAUCUGCUCAUGGCAAGCACUCGCAAGACUGAGCUUGUUCAGGUCAUGGUCGAUGUGACUAAGAGUGCUUCUGACUAUGAGCUUGAAGUCCUUCUCUCCAACAGGUUUGAGUACAAUGCUUCUGCUUCAUUAGUGAAGGAAGUUUCAUUUGAGGAAGCUGAAGGGGGUAUCAAGACCAGUUUUAAGUGGAAGUGAGUGCACCUCAUCUUUCCUCGCUGUUCAUAAACUUUGGAGGGAAAUGUGAAUGGAUUCUUUCGUUUUCGCUACUAUAAGCUCAAGUCUGGGCGGUGAUGUUGUUUAUUAUAUUCUCUGUUUCGUCUUGUUUUUCCUCAGACACGAAUUGUGCAACUUGUUCUAUAUUGACAAGUGUAUUUUCUACAAAAUUUAUGUAUGAUUGAGUUCCUUA